Molecule: messenger RNA, 985 nt
Organism: Micropterus dolomieu (smallmouth bass)
Lineage: Eukaryota; Metazoa; Chordata; Actinopteri; Centrarchiformes; Centrarchidae
Gene: mlnl
Product: motilin-like
Exons: 5
Coding region: 472-813 (113 amino acids)
Source: RefSeq, a predicted model, not a curated record
GCGUUCAUGUUCUCCAGCGCAGCCUGGGCCGACUUGAAGGGGAAGAAGGCAGCCAGGCUCACCAUGCUGUUGAACUUUCCGAUGCUCAGCACGCUCUGCUCCACCUGAAACACAUCAACACGUUUAUCUGUGCUCCAUACUGAAAACAGAUUGAAGCAGCAGCGAGGACAGAAGACCCACCUGAGGUAGCAGCAUGCCUAUGUCCUCCACCUCUUUGACGGCAUACAGCGCGUAGCCCGCCGCGUGUUCGAACAACACGUGCAACAGCACCUGCGCAAGGAGCAUGGAGGAGAGUGCUUGAAGGAGCCUGUUGAGGAGCGGAUGUGAGGGAGAACAGUAAAAAGCUUAGGGACCAGGAGAGGGGUUGAUAUAAAAGCUGACUGGGAUAAGUUGACGCUCAGAAGCUCUGCUCAUCUUAAAGCACACUUCCUUAAGCGACUGGCUGAGGCUGACAAAACACGAAGGAGCAGAAUGAGCAUGCGUGGAGCAGUGGCUGGUUGCUUGGUGCUGGCGUGCCUGGUGGCGCAACUGGCCGAGAGGACAGAGGGACACAUCACCUUCUUCAGCCCAAAGGAGAUGAUGCUGAUGAAGGAACGAGAAGGUAGAAAAGAUGUGGAGCCUCGAUCAGAGGAUGGUCAGUUCGAAGAGGUUACAGUCCAACAGCUUCUUCAGGUGGAACGUGGUGGAAAUCCUGGUAAAACAGUGGAGAUUGCCCUCCGUCUUUCACCCAAACAGCUGGAUCAUGUGGCUCCGGUGAUCGAGGAGAUCAUCCAUGAAAUAGUGGAUGAACGUCAGAAAGGUGUAAAUUUAUGAGUUAUGGAAGAUGUUGUGAGACACAUUUGUGAAAAGAAAAAGCUUCACAGCAGAACCCAAAACACUGUAUUUUCUCUUAUUAUCCAAAGAUUAGUAGACACAUACUAACAAGUGAUAGUGCUGUGAUUAAAAAACUCUUUAGUAACCAUACAUUUCUCUCACUAUGUCUGUC